AUGUCUCUUACCGUUCGGCACCACCCCCGCGUCGAACUACGGGCUCACCUACGAAACUCUCCUUUUGCCAAAAUGCCCAGACCCAAGGACCCAGCUCCUAAAAUCUGGUGCUUCUACUCCAAGCCCUUGCUGCAGCAACCAAAGGCUGAAGUCAAACCAAGGACACCCUUGCCGAACGGCAAGGGCCGUGGAAACCCGAAGAAAAGGCUCACCAAGGUCACAGCUCCAAUCCACAGGCCUAGCUCCCAACUUGGCGGGGCUAUGCAAAAAAUCCGAACAACACCAACCAGAUUUCGACGCAGGCAGCUUCGAAACCCAGCUCUCGCCGACGACACCCCAGCUCUUGCAGAAGCUCUGGCCGAACAGCUGCCUUAA
Molecule: messenger RNA, 375 nt
Organism: Prunus armeniaca (apricot)
Lineage: Eukaryota; Viridiplantae; Streptophyta; Magnoliopsida; Rosales; Rosaceae
Source: the annotation of a GenBank genome assembly